AUGAUUCUAAAGUCCCUCACUCGUUCCCAGUUUUCUGAGCAAAUGCUGCUUGAUUUUGGCUUUGGGUGGAUUCUUCAGAAAUUGGAAACUCACUACCAACAUAGCCCCGAUGGAACCGCUCAAAAAAGUAUGAUUCUAUACUUCAAAACGGAAGUGCCGAAACUGAGAGAGGAAUUGUGUUGCAUUGACAACAGUGCGGAAUUUCAGAAGAACAUCCAACACUUCCGGAACACAAUCAGCGCUGUCGACUCUUUGCUGGAACAAUCGAAGAUGGUGAUUAUUGCCCACCGAGAAGCAGAAGGACUUUUCCCGACCUGGCCAAGCGAUUUAGAAUGGGUGUUUUAA
Caenorhabditis remanei is the source of this 345-nucleotide messenger RNA. RefSeq lists its product as uncharacterized. The coding region runs from base 1 to 345 and encodes 114 amino acids. NCBI's taxonomy places the organism in Eukaryota, Metazoa, Nematoda, Chromadorea, Rhabditida, Rhabditidae. The transcript has 3 exons. The record is from RefSeq and is a predicted model, not a curated record.